Messenger RNA from Ochlerotatus camptorhynchus, 2128 nucleotides. It is a transcript of the gene l(2)34Fd, whose product is annotated as lethal (2) 34Fd. Gene Ontology annotation, cellular component: small-subunit processome; 90S preribosome; nucleus. Lineage: Eukaryota; Metazoa; Arthropoda; Insecta; Diptera; Culicidae. Gene Ontology annotation, biological process: maturation of SSU-rRNA from tricistronic rRNA transcript (SSU-rRNA, 5.8S rRNA, LSU-rRNA). Bases 80 to 2128 code for a protein of 682 amino acids. The transcript has a single exon. The record is from RefSeq and is a predicted model, not a curated record. Gene Ontology annotation, molecular function: protein binding.
UUAGUGCGGAAUCGAAUUCAAGCAUUCGGAAAAGUUAUUCCAUUUUUUCCAUGUAAAAGUCGUCUGAAAAUCCUCGAAAAUGUUAGUAACCGACGUGGGUGAUGUGAAAAUCUACAACUUGAGUGCGGGAAAGGCACUCCCCGAUUGGAUUUCGGACAAAAAGCGCCGCGAAGCGCAGCGCAAAAAUGUCGACAUCAGCAGACGAAUCGAACUGAUUCAGGACUUUGAGAUGCCCAGUGUGGCCACCAGCAUCAAUUUGUCACCAGACGGGCAGUACAUUCUGGCGACGGGAACGUACAAACCACGGAUCAACUGCUACGACGUGAACAAUCUGUCGCUGAAGUUUGAACGAUGCUUCGAUUCGGAGGUGGUGAAAUUCAAGAUUCUGAGCGAGGACUACAGCAAGGUUGUGUUUUUGCAAGCGGAUCGAUUUGUGGAGUUUCAUGCUGCACACGGUAGGCACUACCGGUUGCGCAUUCCGAGGUUUGGAAGGGAUUUGGAUUACCACAAGCCGUCGUGUGAUUUGUUCCUGGUGGGGGCGUCGUCGGAGAUUUAUCGCCUGAAUACCGAGAGGGGUCAGUUUCUGCAACCUUAUAGCACUUCUGCCAGCAGUAUCAAUGCGUGUGAGGUAAAUCCGGAGCACCAUUUGCUUUGCGUAGGAACUCAGGAAGGAACGGUGGAGGCUUGGGAUCCGAGAGAUAAAAGUCGUUGCGGAGUACUGGACGUAGCCGCCGGUGUACAGAACAACGAGAAGUUCCCUUCGGUUUCGGCCCUGAAAUUCAAGAACGGUUUGCAGAUGGCAGUGGGAACCGAAUCCGGGCACGUUUUGCUGUACGAUAUAAGAGCAAAGGAUCCUUUGAUAGUCAAGGAUCAUCUCAAUCAACUUGCUGUUAAGAAGAUCGAUUUCAACAGGGAAAAUAACGCAGUUUAUUCACUAGACAGUGCUAUGUUGAAAAUCUGGGAUGAGACCACUGGCAAGCAGAUAGCUUACAUCGAGUCCAAUAGUAAUUUCAACGAUUUCACAAGCUCGCCCAAGAGUGGCCUUCUGUUUUUUGCCCAAGAGGAGCCGAAAAUGAUGACCUACUACAUUCCCAGCCUUGGACCUGCCCCACGCUGGUGUUCGUUCCUUGAUAAUCUCACCGAGGAAAUCGAAUCUGAAAACGUACAGAACAUCUACGACGAUUACAAAUUCAUCACCAAAACGGAACUGGCCGAACUGGGGUUGGAUCAUCUGGAGGGAACCAGUAUGUUGCGAGCGUAUAUGCAUGGCUAUUUCAUCGACAUACGGCUGUACAACAAGGCCAAGGCCAUUGCGGAUCCGUUUGCCUUCCAGCGAUACCGUAAGGAGAAGAUUGCUCAGCAGAUCGAAGAAUCGCGCCCUGCCCGGUUGCAGCUCAAGACUAAACUGCCGAAGGUUAAUGCCGAACUGGCUGAGAAGUUGCUCACCGAGCAGGAGGUGGGAAGCAGCAGACUUAAGACGGCGGCUAGCACUUUGCUGUCGGAUGAUCGAUUUAAGAACAUGUUUGUGGAUCCUGACUUCGAGGUAGACAAAACGGCCUUCGAGUAUCGGUUGCUGAAUCCGGUGCUGACCCGUUUGGAUAAGUCACGGUCGCAAAAGUUGAAGGCUAGAGAGGAGUUCGAGGCAGCAGCCGCCGAAAGACGGGAAGACGGCGAGGAAGGUGGCAGUACGGAUGAGGAUUUGUUUAGCGAAAAGGACGAAAGCUCCGACGACGAUCAGGGUUGGACGAAGCAGGUUAAGAAGGAGUUUAAGAAGAUCACUUGGGAGCAGAAGCGAGAGCGACAGAUGGAAGUGGAUCGGAAAGAGGAGCAGGAUGAUGACGAUGAUGAUGGAGGUCCGUCGAUAGCGGUGCAUGAGAAGACGGAUUUCAACAUCAGCAACACGGGCCGGAAGAUAAGCAAGGCCGGACUGGGUAAACGGUUAGCUGCCGGCAAACCGAUGGAGGUGAAGACGAUUGGAGGGCUGGGAAAUCGCCAGAUGACGUUCAGCACCGAGAGGAAGAACAGCGGAUACGAUAAGAAACGGCAGGCGGAGUUGAAGAAGCACCGGGAAGAGCGGAAGAAGGUGAUACGGCCAACUACCAGUUUGAAGAGAAUGUCUAAAAAGUGA